Molecule: messenger RNA, 2014 nt
Organism: Closterium sp. NIES-67
Lineage: Eukaryota; Viridiplantae; Streptophyta; Zygnematophyceae; Desmidiales; Closteriaceae
Source: the annotation of a GenBank genome assembly
CUCUUGCCUGCUUGCUCCUUGCCCAACCACCUCUCACUUGGCAUAACAACCGCGUGUGGUCUGCACAGCGCUGUACGUGACCGUUGCUGUGUAUUCGGAUUCUGUACAGCACUGUACCUGUCUAAGUGUGCUGUCGAAGUGUUCCAGUCUAGACUGACUGGGACGCCCUAACGAAUCCUACGAAGUAUGUAGGUGCGACGAAUCCGGGUCUGAGCAACACUCUCACUCUGGAAAGCGGACUCUAUUUUCAGGAAACGAACGUUUUCUUGUUCUGUAAAUCUCCGACGCUGUCUUACCUCGACCUCCGAUGUGCGUCCCUACUACCGUCGGCUCAACGCUCGUUCAAGACUGGGCGCGCUGAAAACGACCUCUCGUUCGAAGCUUGCCGCUGACUGCCACAAGCUAGUCGCAUCACCGCGAACCCGAUUCCCCUUCAUAGCUUUCGUUCCGUCAGUCGUCUCGGAUUUUCUGGAAAGACGUGCUUUUACGAAGCGGCCGUGAGUUUCGACGCAGCAGUCUGUGAAGAUCUGCCGCACGGCGCGCUUUAUUAGCGCUUCUAACGAUAUGGCGCCGCCGUUUCUCGCCGGUAUGAAGAAGCUCGAUACUCUCUACAGCGUGGGCGAGGAGCGCACGGUCGUACUCGCUAUAGACACAUGCAAGUCCUGCCUUACCGCGUUCGACUCCCUCGCCGCCUCCUGCCACAAAACGCAAUCAUUCCUCUCCGCGAAUCCCGCCACUCUUUCCGCGGAUUUCCAGCUCAAACCGACGGACCGCCUCGUGGUCCUAUUCCACCACGCCAACCACACGCCCAUUAGCAUCAUGCCACGUGGCUCGAGUGUCAGAGCGAACGACAGAUCGAGCGAAAGACCGAGUGACCGAUCUGGCGAUAGAUCCGGCGACAGCCAGCCGGAAAAGAGACCCGACGGAGCGACGCCGUCGCCGUCGCCGUCAACUCCGCGGUCGAUUCUGUCGGCGCUGCUCAGCCCCAUGGCGGGCGGCGGAGCGAGCAAGCUCCGAUGGGGCUCCGCCGCGCCCAGCGGCGACGAUGGCGGCGAGGCGAGCACGCCGCCCAAGCUGAGCCUGCCCCGCCACGCCAUGUGGCGGCCGCAGCUGGACCCGUCGAACGUGGUGCGGCAGAUGGAGGAGGCGGGGCGGGCGGACGCGGCGCCGGUGGUGGUGAUGGCGCUGAUGGAGGCGCGCGAGGUGAAGCGGAAGCUGGCGGAGAGGGGCGCGUGGGACAGGCGCACCAAGAGGGCUGUCCUGCGCAUGGCGGCCACUGCUAGGGCGUGCAAGAUUCGGUUUGAAGCUAUCGACCUGUCAGACAUUGCAGGAGAGGGGGACGGCAGCAGAAAGGGAGAAGUCAUUGCCGCUCCACCCACCCACUCGCGCCCUUUGGGAUCUCCAAAGAAGGCUCAGGGAAAACCACCACCCUUGUCGUACACACUGCCUUGGGAAGCCAAAGCAGAUGCGGUGACCCGGUUCUGCCAGCACAUCAAUGCUGAGCUGCUGCUGCUGCCCUCCUCCCACGCCUGCAAAGCUCUCAACUUCUCUGGGAAAUUCGCCUGCAACAACUUCACGAUUCGCUGCGCUCGAAAUGCGUCCUGCCGGGUGAUUAGGCUUGGAGCUGAUCGAGGUGGUGAUGGGAAGCGUGGGAAAGCUGGGAGGUGUAUGGGGAAUGGGUUGGUAGAUGACAAGCAGGUGCCUAGAAGUGCCACUGUGGAUGAUAUGUUGUAACAUUACCCUGGAUGCAUUGUGUUGUACAGGUAUGCCUAGAAGUUAUUGUACACUUCUCCGGCCCUUGGAGCAAAGAGGAAACCCGCAGUGGAGAGGGUGGAGUGAGGAGGAGGGGUUGCAACACAGCCAGCCACAACGAGAGAGCAGUGGGAAAAAAGUUCCAACAUCUGGGCUUUGAUGUCAGGAGUGGGAUUUGAACCCACGCCCUUUCGGACCAGUACCUGAAACUGGCGCCUUAGACCAACUCGGCCAUCCUGACACAUUUACAACGCAAAUAACA